GUCGUUUUUUCUCAGUGAGUUGACUUUGCCGGCCUUUUUCUGAAGGUCGCGCAUGAGGCUUAGGCGCUCUGCGCUGUCGUAGAUUCUCUGCAUCUGAAUGGUUUCUUAGCAUCUCUCGUGCGACUCAACGCUUGUCGAUCCCUUAACAUCUUUAUCGGCAUUUUUUGUCUCUCUUUUCUCAUCUCCUGCUCUCGCUUUCUGCUUCGUCUCCCGACGGACACCGUCCUUUCUCCACAUGCUUCGAGUUCUUUUCUCUCACUCAGGGCACUUCUUUCCCUCCUCUUUCCUGCCGGCCUUCUUGUUACCUGCGAAGUUUUUUCUUACUCGUCUUUUUUUUCUGUGUCGUUUCCCCGGUCCUCUCUCUCCUCCUCUGAAAAAAUGAUGGAAGACUUCAGUGCCGUCGCUCGUGCAGGGGAGACAAAUCAGGCUCUUUCAACUGAGCCGCUUCAGUCUAUUCCUGCUCCUUCUUCUUCUCCUCUCCCUUCUUCUUCUCUCCUUUCUGCUGCUUCUCCUCUCCCUUCUGCUGCUUCUCUCACUUCUUCUUCUCCUCUCCCUUCUUCGUCUCCUCUCCCUUCUGCUGCUUCUCCUCUCUCUUCGUCUCCUCUCCCUUCUUCUCCUCCUCUCCCUUCUUCGUCUCUCCCGUCUUCUUCUCCUCUCCCUCCUUCUUCUUCUCCCCCUUCAUCUGCUCAGUCAGGUGGACCGUCGCUGUCCGGUGCGGCGCCUCUCGACGGUCAGGGGGGACCUGUAUCUUCGCUGCAGUCGGGAGAUGCAGAGCGAAAAAAGGCUGAAGGAGCAGAACUUGCCAAGGAAGUGCAUCCAGGAGUUUCAAAGGUCAUGGCGCGUCUGCAGUGGGAGAGCGAGCUCCAGUGUCUCCACCGUCAACGCUUUCUCCGAAGGGUCCUUGAGGACCAUGAGAAGCGGCUGGGCCAGGUGGAUUUGGAUGAAUUGGAACUUUUCUCCGCUCUCUACUUCAACGUGAAGUUCCUCCAGUGCACCUACGACCGGCACCUCCUGGAGCGUCUUCGCUCAUACGAGCCUGACCUCGGCAUUUCACACUCAAACCAGGACGAAAAUAAGGAAGAGAUGGUUGUCAGCUAAAGGGGAAGGGCGCAGAGAGGAAGGACGUGGAGACAGUCGAUUCUCCUAAAGGAAGCAAGUUCACAUCAGGUGCCUGUGGAAGAACAGACAGUGCGUGAUGCGGGGUAGAACAGGAGAUAGUGUGCGUGAAAAGAAGACAAUUCCGGCGGACCAGAAGAAGAAAGGUGGAAGCAGUGAGAAGGAAGAGAGGGAAUCGCGGUCGGAAAAGGAAGAAAGAAGAGAAGAAGAAACGAGAAAGGACACGGGAGGUCAGAACGACACCCAAGAUGUUGAUUCCAAUGAUUUCUGGUAGAUUCACGUCGUUUAGCUCUCUUCACUGACAUGGUGCUCUCGGCGUGUUCAGCAUGGGAACAGAGCGUAUCUGCUUGGUUUCUCUCAGGAGGAACGCGUGUAGCUUUGUGUGUGUUCCUUCACUUUUCUUAGCUUCUGUCGAGCAACUGCAUUCCGCGAUCGGGGCAUAUCACACGUAGAUGGUGGAUGAUGAUUUCGAAAGUGUAGCAGAACUCUUGUCUUUCGCUUCAGUCAGACCGCAGCGAAUCCGUCGACAGGUGUGGAUGGGCACAAAGCCUCUCACACGCAGAGGUCCGAAAUGUGAAUGGAGACUCAAGCGUGAGUGAACGUAUGCACCUGUGGGUCUAUCCUGCUUGAAUGCGGCCCUGCACAUAGGUAAAGUCACAGACUUUUGCUGCUCUAAUUUGACAGUGAGACAGCAAGAGGGAUUUUCCUCGACAGAGCCGUUAAUCACCGCCCCACCCCCACAAAGUCGCUCAACAACGGAAGGAAUGGAGAGUCCGUGUGGUCGGUUUCAACUGAACAUGCUCGAGGAAAGUGGGGAAGGGUCACAAGAGCAAACAAUUCGUGGAGGGAAGCCUCGAUAUCAGGCAACACUUCCGGAGCACGUACCAGGUUGGGGCGGCUGUCGAAAGCUGCUCACCAUGACACAAAGCUGCUGCAGCAGACGACUUAGCAAACGCAAGAUACACCUGCAUGUGCAACCAUAGAAAUACGUUUUCGUUCAUGUGCAAACGACGGGGGGCCGUUCAAGGUACACGUCCCCCACCAGCUCUAGCGAUGGCGCGGCACAGGUGCUUACAUAUUCGUUUACACAAAUUUGCAUGCACAAGUAUGUAUACAUGUAUAUAUGUAUAUAUAUGCAUCGCUUGCCCUGUACACAUAUCGAUGUGGCAAGAACGAUGUGCGCCCAAAAAUUCUUUCAGAACAGCAACAGAGCGUCGGCCGGUGGCACCGUAGAGGACCAGAUGCUCUGGUGUGCUGAGACGAUCUAGAUCUACUCAACAAAAAGGGGGUUUUUCUUUCGUUUGUAGACGGGCGUGAGCGUCGAAAAUAUGCGGAAAUGCAUCGAAGUUCGUCUAUGCAUUGGUGGAGUUUCAGAUAAUUCGUGUGAAACUGUCGUCUCUGGGCGAACCUCGAACGGUGUCUCCCGUAUGCUUUUUAGUGUACACACUCUUCUUGUGUCUGUGUAGAGCCUGCACCCUUCAGAGAGUCGGUCGAGUUUCAAAAGGGAAGGAGAGACACGAAAAACGCCCUACCGUUU
Messenger RNA from Toxoplasma gondii ME49, 2653 nucleotides. RefSeq lists its product as hypothetical. Bases 379 to 1098 code for a protein of 239 amino acids. The record is from RefSeq and is a predicted model, not a curated record. NCBI's taxonomy places the organism in Eukaryota, Apicomplexa, Conoidasida, Eucoccidiorida, Sarcocystidae. The transcript has 2 exons.